Messenger RNA from Spinacia oleracea (spinach), 537 nucleotides. Its product is annotated as glycine-rich protein 3 short isoform-like. Bases 40 to 354 code for a protein of 104 amino acids. The record is from RefSeq and is a predicted model, not a curated record. The transcript has 2 exons. NCBI's taxonomy places the organism in Eukaryota, Viridiplantae, Streptophyta, Magnoliopsida, Caryophyllales, Amaranthaceae.
UCUAUUUUUGUAUGUUUUUGUAGAGCUAAAAGUUUAAAUAUGGCUCCCAAAACUUUACUUUUGCUAAGCAUUCUGGCUGUUAUUUUCAUGAUUGCUUACGCUGGCGAAGCAGCCCGAGAUGUGACUAUGCACUCCGGCGAUGCUGAGAACGUUGGUCAUGUAGCUCACAACAAGGUGGACGGCAUUGAAGAUGCCAAAUAUGGAAAUUACCCUGGCGGUGGUGGAUACCCUGGCCGAGGUGGAGGAUACCCCGGUGGUGGCGGUCCUGGUGGUCGCAACAGCUGCAGAUUUGGUUGUUGUGGUCGUCGUGACUACAAUGGUAUCUGCCAAAGGUGUUGCCCCCAUCCUGUCUAGGAUGUUGAUUCUCAAGUUAAAGACAAGCUACUGGAUUAAUGGAUCUUAUAACUGGGUUUUGGAGUGUUCGUUAAAAUAAAAAGGAUUGCUAUAUCAUGUUAUGUUAGUGGUUGUUUGGUUACAUUAUGCAUUAUCUAUGCCAACCCAAAACUAUAUAUUCUAUAAAGAUGUUGAUUAUGUUUU